Molecule: messenger RNA, 783 nt
Organism: Artibeus jamaicensis (Jamaican fruit-eating bat)
Lineage: Eukaryota; Metazoa; Chordata; Mammalia; Chiroptera; Phyllostomidae
Exons: 2
Coding region: 1-783 (260 amino acids)
Source: RefSeq, a predicted model, not a curated record
AUGAGCUCCCCUUCCCAGACCCCUAAUCCGUCCCCGACCCAGUCCCCCUCCCAGUCCCGAACCAACCACAACGGCAGCCCUGCCAAUCAGCAGCCUCAGUCCAACUCGGGUGGCUCCGCCCCUUCCCCACCCCCCAGCCGGGGGGCCACCUCCCGCCCCCCCUCUCACCCUCCCACCCCCACCCCCUCACAGCCCUCCUCCCGGGCUUCCUCUCUGUCCCCCAGCCCUCAUGUCCAACACGUGCCUCGAGGGUCUGUCCAGAACCCCACGCCGCCCGCCUCCAAAUCUCCCUCCCAAUCCGGCUUGAAAUCCAUCUCUCGAAACUCGUCCCAGUCGCCCGCCACGCCCCUCGCCAAGUCCCCCAACCAGAGCCCCGCCACCUCGGCCUCCUACAUCGGGUGCAUCCCGGGCAUCCCGGCCUACAUCACCCCCUAUGUGUCCCGCUUCCUGAAGGAGCCCCCCUUCUUCCAGCCCCCCACAGCGCCACUGCCCCUGUACCCGGCCUACGAGCGCGAACGCGAGCGCGCGCGCCCGGCGCCCCCCGAGUCCCUCUACUUCCCCCUCCUGCCGCCCCCGGCCCCCCUCCCGCCGCUCCACUGCACCUACCGGACUCCGCCCGCCCUGCUCUCGCCCCCCUCCUCGCUCACCUACUCGCCGCCCUUGGAGGUGCUGGUGGGCGGCAAGCCGCCCGUGGCGCCCACCGUGCUGCCGGCCACCUUCUACACGCCCUUCUCGCGCUACUACUCGCAGCCGCGCGUCUACCGCCCCGUACCCCGCCCCUGA